AAUAUAAACAAUAAUAAGGUUAUAUAUGUAAAUAGUCGAAACAAGUGUAAAAUAUACCUAUACCUAUUGUAUACUGUCACCACCACUCAGCAUCAUGAUGAUGAUGAUGACAAUUGAGCAUGUUAAUGAUGAUUGCUUGGCUGAAAUAUUCAUGUAUGUGCCAGCAUAUGAAAGACCAAACAUUGCAUUGGUAUGCAAAAAUUGGAAAAGAGCUCUUGAUAAUGCUUGGUUUAAUGUCAAAAAAAUUGAACUAACUCAUUGGGAGUAUGACGAGUAUCCAAAUUUUUUAAAGAAAAAUUAUCCAACAAUAGAUAGACAAUUUAAUUUUUUAAAAUCACUGCUUUAUAAAUGUGGUCGUUAUUUACGAGAAUUAGACUUGUCAGUCUAUCCUAAAUGUAACAUACUGCCAAUUAUUAAUGAGUAUUGUCCAAAUCUCGAAAAACUUGGAAUAAGAAUCGAUAAUAUUGAUGAUAUUGAUGAUGCAAUAUUAAGUAAUGCAUUUACAAAUCUUUCUAAACUAAAAGUAUUAAAAAUUAUAUUUCAUCGUUGUCUUUGUGGUGUGGAUUCAUUGGUACCUACAACUUUAAUUAAUUCAUUGUUAAACGUUGCUGAUACAUUGACUGAUCUCAGUAUGUUAAAUUGGCCUGAAGCCAUGCAGCUUGAGGAGGAGAACGCUCAUUUUCCAGAAGAAAUGACUAAUGUGAUUUCUCAACUAAAGGCCUUAAAAAAAUUUGUAGUUGCUGGCUUAGAAUGUCACAAAAGUUUAUAUGACUAUGUGCACAAUUCUAAAACAAUAAAAAACUUUUUUGGCAACGCUUGUUACAUUCAAGGAAAAAUUAAUAAAAAAAAAGAGCUCUUUAAAAAUAUCGAGGAAUUAGAUAUUAUGUAUUUUCCAAUUGACGAUGAUGGUAUAUAUCAUAUUGCUAACACUAUGAAACAAUUACAGAUACUACAUGCAUCAUGUGAAUUUCUAACUGAUGCUGGUAUCGUUGCAUGUACAAAAAUGAAAAAUUUAAAAUAUCUUGAUUUUUUGGGCUCUAAUAACACCACUGACUCCUCAAUUAAAUUGCUUAAAAAUUUUAUAGAUUUAAAUUUACCACACAGCAAAAAAAUUACUGAGGAAUCAGUCACUAAAGUUCUCGAAAAUUCACCAGAGAUGCGAACUUUUUUAGUUGUAGACACAAGUAUAACUCAUAAAUUUAUUGAAAAAGCAGCAGAAAUAUCAAGAAAUCGUAAAAGGCAAUUAAGUUUAUGGGUAUCACGUGAACAUAAAAUGUCUAAUACACAAGUUAAAUAUGAAUAUUUAACUGUUAAAUAUCACAUAUAA
Messenger RNA from Aphidius gifuensis, 1327 nucleotides. RefSeq lists its product as uncharacterized. The record is from RefSeq and is a predicted model, not a curated record. NCBI's taxonomy places the organism in Eukaryota, Metazoa, Arthropoda, Insecta, Hymenoptera, Braconidae. Gene Ontology annotation, cellular component: SCF ubiquitin ligase complex. Gene Ontology annotation, biological process: SCF-dependent proteasomal ubiquitin-dependent protein catabolic process. The coding region runs from base 95 to 1327 and encodes 410 amino acids. Gene Ontology annotation, molecular function: protein binding. The transcript has 4 exons.